Cryptomeria japonica (Japanese cedar) is the source of this 2411-nucleotide messenger RNA. RefSeq names its product senescence-associated carboxylesterase 101. Gene Ontology annotation, biological process: lipid metabolic process. The transcript is spliced from 4 exons. Bases 407 to 2305 code for a protein of 632 amino acids. The record is from RefSeq and is a predicted model, not a curated record. NCBI's taxonomy places the organism in Eukaryota, Viridiplantae, Streptophyta, Pinopsida, Cupressales, Cupressaceae.
CCAGCGAUUUGACAAGCAAAGAAAGAGACUUUUGUGUCAUUUUGUGAAUAUUGAGACGGUACAAUUUAAUUAGCAGAAGUCAGACCAUUGUAUGGCACACAGUUUCAGAGCUUUUUCGAUGUAGCUUCCGAGAACAUUCCUGUUUUUGAAUUUGUUUUGACUUUUGAUUAAACUUGUAUGCCUACUUAGAUUGUGUGUAUUGAUCAUAUUCCCACCAUGUUCCCUCCCCCUUCGCUUGCUGACACGGUCCGGAGACUUUUCUUUUAGCUAUUUUCUAACAUAAUUAAACUUCCUGCAUUUCUUAGAUUCUGUUUUCCUGGAAAACACCCAUUGAUUGGUAAAGGCUUUCCCCUCAGAACUCAAAUGUCCGCUAUCUUCAAGCCAGGAAAGUUGCAGGUUGCAAAGUAUGGAGUUAGAUUCGCCUAGCCCACCACAGUUCGCUGUUGGCAAGGUGAGUGCGGAUUUUUUAAUUUUGUCUGGAAUCCCAAACCAGGCUUGGAAAGAGAUACACAGUGUUUGUAAACUUAACUUAGACUUUCGUUUUAAUGAGUAUGAAGGUGUGGUAUAUUUGAGUUUCCCUUCAUUCAGUAUAGAAGAUAUCAUCGUCAGAGAUGGCGGAUAUGGGGAGUGCAUUAUUCAGAAUGAGACCGAUGUUUUCUCUGGCUGCCUGAAGGGUAAUGAUGAUAGGCCGGCCCUGGUUUAUGAGGGAGCCCUCAACCGGUUCCUGCAUAUCCUUCGACAUUCAGAUUUUGAAGCCCAGAUGCAGGAAGUUUUGAAAAAAAAAAAGGACGCCAUUAUUUUUGUGGGUCAUUCCAUAGGAGGUGCAGUUGCAACUCUGGCCAUGCUCUGGCUCCUGGGAAAGAGGGAGAAGGUGAGCCAUGUCUCUCCGUUUUGCAUUACUUUCGGUUCUCCUUUGGUGGGAGAUGCUAGGCUUGGGGAAGCACUUGGCCGUGAAAAUUGGUCGGGCAAAUUUUGUCACUUUGUUUCCAAGUAUGACAUUGUUCCUAGGAUGCUGCUCGCACCAUUUGAAUCAAUUUCCGAGCCUUUAAAUGCAAUUGUGCCUACUUGGCGGACCAUGAUGAGCACUGAUUCUGUUACUGUAUCAAAUCCGCCUACUCAAAAGGCUUGCAAGACUCUUCUUAACAAAGUCCUACAGUGCACGUCUACAAUAUCAAACAAUUACCAAGGAGAAUCUGGUCAUAGAAGCCCAUAUAGACCAUCCGGUACUUACAUGUUCUGUUCAACUGACAGUGCAGCCUGUAUUGAGGACCCUGAAGCUAUCUGGAAAAUGCUCCAUUUCACCAUGCAAAGCACAGAGAAGAAGUCUUUUGUUACAGGCGCAUGCAUGACAGAGCAUCUAGGCUAUAGCAAUAUGUUGGAAAAGGUCACUGAAUACCUACUUAAAAAUGCAGCAAAAGUUGGAAACUUCAUCUCAGAAUCCUCCUUUGAGAUGGGAACAGCUAUGGAAUUGGAAGCAAUGGGUGUUGGGGCUCAGAAUAAUAGUGCAUUUAUUGCCCUCAGAGAAGCUGGAUAUUUGAAAAAGAAACAUGUUCUGAAUAUUGAGAAACUAAACUAUGAGUUGAGCAAGUACCAAAGCUAUAUGGCAGAGCUGGAAUGGUACAAAGUGACCUGUAGGGCCAAUGGCGUUGGCUAUUAUGACGCUAUGAAAUCUCUUGGUGACCUUGACAGGAAAGAUUUUCGUGCAAAUUUGACUAGAAUAUCUCUGGAAAUAUUCUGGAAUGAUAUUAUUGAGAAGGUGAAGAAUCAUUUAUUACCCAGUGACUUUCAACUCCAAAAUAAAUGGAUCAAUGCUGGUAAUACAUACAGAAGACUUGUGGAGCCCCUGGAUAUUGCGGACUUCUAUCGCCUCCACAAAGAUCAUGGAAGCUAUCUUGCAAAUGGGACCAGACCAAACCGUCACAUAAUUCUGGAAAAAUGGCUCAAUGAUAAAGAUCAAACUCGACUUGAGAGAGUUACAAAAGUUAGAAAUUCUCGCACAAAGUUCGCAUCAUUGACUGAGGAUUCCUGUUUUUGGGCCCAUUUAGAAGAGGUUUGCAAAGUUUUAAAAAUUCUUCAACAAGAGAAAGACCAACACCAAGUCAUGAACGCCCAACUGAAAAAAAUUCUAGAAAAUUUUGAAGACUAUGUGUGGAGGAUGAUCAAAUAUCACAGUAUCUCUGUAGAGGUUUUCUUGCAGGGGAGUAGCUUCAUGAAAUGGUGGGAACAAUGUACACAUCUUCAGCUUCAUUCAAACCCUGAUUUGUUCACAUUCAUGGAAAAUGAGGGUUGGAAGUUGCAAGGUUAGAAGAAAGAGCCUCUCCUUGUUUGAGAGACACAAUUUAACUCAUAUUUUCAUUUUAUUGUUGAAGCAUUUUCUGGGUAAACUGCAAUGAAGUUAUCAAAUUUUGUUU